Messenger RNA from Etheostoma spectabile (orangethroat darter), 519 nucleotides. RefSeq names its product A-kinase anchoring protein 14 (gene akap14). Bases 1 to 519 code for a protein of 172 amino acids. The record is from RefSeq and is a predicted model, not a curated record. Gene Ontology annotation, cellular component: cAMP-dependent protein kinase complex. The transcript has a single exon. Gene Ontology annotation, molecular function: protein kinase A regulatory subunit binding. NCBI's taxonomy places the organism in Eukaryota, Metazoa, Chordata, Actinopteri, Perciformes, Percidae.
AUGGAAGAAGACCGAGAUCCAUUAAAUCUGAAUUUCGGGACAGAGUCAGCUCAUCUUGUGAAAACGUUGCUGGAGAGACACCACCACGCUGUCACGAGGGAGCAGCAGGAUGACUCUCCUGGCAGUGAGAUGAUUAAUAACUGGGUUGCUGGAAAAGACUUUACAGUCGAAGUCGGGGAAAAGCAGAUUAAGGAGUAUAUUCAAACCUGGGAGAUACAGCCCCGCUGGCUUUACAGUCUGGACUUCCUCUACUCAACCGAGGAGGAGCAUCAUACCUUUUAUCACUACCAGGCCCGCUUCAGUACCCCGACGUCGCGGAAGCCAAUUCAGGGGACAGCUAGCGUCUACUUCGUCGUGGACAAAUCUAAAGUCAAACCACAAACUCUGCCCGUCGAGGUGCACUUCAUAGUGGAGUCAAACAGGCUGGUGCACACACCCGGCAGGACCAGGUUCAGAGAGAAGUGGCUCGCGGACGUUAUCGAGAGCAAGACUUUACUCCGUUGUGAGAUGCACCUUUGA